Molecule: messenger RNA, 309 nt
Organism: Rotaria sp. Silwood1
Lineage: Eukaryota; Metazoa; Rotifera; Eurotatoria; Philodinida; Philodinidae
Source: the annotation of a GenBank genome assembly
AUGUCAAUAGCACCAUGGUAUUGUGAUGGUUGUGGUCGAAUGAAUGGUCCAGUUCGAUAUCAAUGUGAACAAUGUCGAGGAUUCAAUACUUAUGAUUUGUGUGAUCAAUGCAUUGUACGCGCGCAAGCACUUCAUCCAAAUCACUCAUUUAAAUUGAUACCACAAGCUUUAACUAGUAUACCCGUCAUCAAUACAAUGUUACCAUACUACUACUCAUGGGAAACGAUUAGUUAUCCACAAGCAGUGUGGUCACCAUAUGUUCCAUUAAUGAAACCGACAGUGAGAGUAUCCUACGAAUAUUCAACUUAA